UCCCACAUCCUGGAUGUGCAUCAUAUGAAUGGUUCCGGUCGGCUUUCACAGUCCAGCUAACGCUUUCGCUUUCCCCUCGUCCAGUUCGCCUGCUAAAUAACUACUUUCACAGGUUGUUUUACGUUUCCUUUUCUGUGCCCAAAAUGCCUUUAAAGUUCGAGCUGUGUCCCGGUAGAAUGAUCGGAGGAAAUCACCCGUGCUUCAUCAUUGCUGAAAUCGGACAAAACCACCAGGGAGACAUUGAGAUUGCCAAGAAAAUGAUCAAAAUGGCAAAGGACUGUGGUGCUGAUUGUGCCAAAUUCCAGAAGAGUGAAUUACAGUACAAAUUCAACAAGAGAGCCUUGGAGCGCCCCUACAAUUCAAAGCACUCCUGGGGAAAAACUUACGGUGAACACAAGCGCCACCUGGAGUUCAACCAUGAGCAGUAUAGGGAACUGCAAAAAUAUGCUGAGGAGGUGGGGAUCUUCUUCACUGCCUCUGGGAUGGAUGAGAUGGCAGUGGAGUUCCUCCAUGAGCUCAGUGUGCCUUUCUUUAAAGUGGGCUCUGGAGACACCAAUAACUUCCCAUAUCUGGAGAAGACUGCCAAGAAAGGACGUCCUAUGGUGGUGUCCAGUGGGAUGCAGAGCAUGGAGACGAUGCGUCGGGUCUACAAGACAGUGAAGGAGCACAACCCAAACUUUGCCAUUCUGCAGUGCACCAGCGCCUAUCCUCUGGAAGCUGAAGACGUCAACCUCAAAGUGCUGACGGAAUACCAGAAGGAAUUUCCCGAUAUUCCCAUUGGGUAUUCCGGCCAUGAGUCUGGGAUCAAUAUUUCAGUUGCAGCUGUAGCUCUGGGGGCAAAGGUCAUCGAGCGCCAUGUAACCUUGGACAAGACAUGGAAAGGAAGUGACCACGAAGCCUCGCUGGUGCCCAGUGAGCUAGCCGAGCUUGUCCGUUCCAUCCGACUGGUGGAGAGGGCGCUCGGGGACGGCGUCAAAAAGAUGUUACCUUGUGAGAAGCCGUGCCAUGAUAAGCUGGGUAAAUCCUUGGUGGCCAAAGUCAAGAUCCCCAAAGGGACCGUCCUGACUCAGGACAUGUUGACGGUGAAGGUGGCCGAGCCCAUGGGGGUCCCAGCCGAGGACAUCUUCCAGCUGGUCGGUAAGACCGUGACGGAGGACGUGGAGGAGGACGAAAGCGUCUUGCCAGAGGUGGUGGAUACGUACUGCAAGAAGAAGAAGUGCUGAGGUUGGCAGACAGAUUUAAAAUUGGUAAAAAAGGGCACUUCAUUUGAGAGGAAAUGUAAGUGAUUCCUGUGGGGAUAAUUCAAAAGGAGCUUGUGGGAUGGUAAUUUAGUUUGGUGCUGCUGAGAGUAACUACCUGCAUAAUUGGACAGUGCAUUAGUCUGAUAAUUUGAAUAUAUCGAAUCUGAUGUUCAAACAGAUAAGUCUUUGCCAAAGGAUUUUUAAUUUUCUAAAAUCUGCCUUAAUUUAAUACACAAACUUUUUGGCAAACAGGCUCCUAGAUAAACCCAUCAUUAUCUUACAAGAGGCCCAGUAGUAGUUUCAGCUCUGUGGUCGGUACUCGUGUAGGGCUUUCUGAGGUAACACAAAAGCCAGUUGUUACUGUUAACUAAACAUACUUUGCACUAUAUUUUUAGCACGCACUGUAGAGAUUAAGUUAGUAUUGAACACACGAAGCUGCUACUAGUCCUGUCAUCACACAACAGUGAGAUCACAGAGCCCAUUUGCCCAAGGGUCAUUGUAUUCUUCUUGUACUUGCUCAUUAAUUUAAGUUUGUGAUAUCGGGCAGGGUUUGUAUUUGUACUGUUCUUUGAGAGAAGCGAAAUUAAGACUACUGGAGCCAGAUGCUUUUCAAAACCAAAAGAAGAAAUGUGCAUUAUAAUGUUCGCUCUCCCAUUAACCUUGUUUUGGUCCUGAACCCAACUCCUUCCAUUUUUGUUCUAGCACCGACAACGUCCUCUAAUCACGAUGGCAAGAUGAAGGAUGUUGACAUGUUCUGUUGAGACUCUGUUGAUUAUGUUCUGAAAAGAUGAAGCCUCCAAAUAAAAAAAUCCUAAUUCCCUCCUUGA
This is a messenger RNA of Sander lucioperca (pikeperch), 2068 nucleotides long. RefSeq names its product N-acetylneuraminic acid synthase a (gene nansa). The record is from RefSeq and is a predicted model, not a curated record. The coding region runs from base 144 to 1223 and encodes 359 amino acids. Gene Ontology annotation, molecular function: N-acylneuraminate-9-phosphate synthase activity. The transcript is spliced from 6 exons. Lineage: Eukaryota; Metazoa; Chordata; Actinopteri; Perciformes; Percidae. Gene Ontology annotation, biological process: carbohydrate biosynthetic process.